CUAUGCUGUAAGCGAUUAUCUGUCGACUCCUCCUAAAAAAUAAAAAAAAAUGACAUGACAAAAUCACCUUUACUCUGCAGUAUAUUUGUGCAGAAAAAACUUUGUAUAUGUAUGUGUAAGUGAUUGUCAUGAAGUGGAUCAAGAAGAAAACUGAAUAGACAAGAUAUUUUAUUUAUAAAUAGGUUGCAUUUAUAAUUUUUGGAUUCGUUACCGAAAUUACUCGUACUGUAGUAUCGUACUGCCAGUGUGCAUUUGUCCAGUUAGCAAGAGUGUUAAGUGCAGGUCGUACAGUAUGUCUGGCGGAGAGAUACGGGAGGGCUUUUUGUGCCCGAUGUGUAUGAAGGAUCUAGGAACAGUGAGCCAGUUACAGUCUCACUUUGAGGAGGCACACAGCACUGAGGACAAAGCUACUCUCAAUCAGCUUAGAGGAUUGUUUGAUAGAGCAAAAAAGAAGUUUCUUGGUGAUAAAGAAGGAGAGUAUGUGUCUGAUACAAGUAAAGCAAGCACUAGUAUUGCAGUAACUCAGGCAACAAGUCUCUACGAUGUUGAUUACUGGCAGCAACAAGAAUUAGGAAAGACUCGUAGUUGGACAGAUUUUUUCCGGGGAUUAAGAGAUGCAAGAGUGGAUAAAUAUGUUGUGGAAACCAAUAAGAUAUUGAUACGCCUUGAUAAACUGAUCAGCUCGGAGAUCCCAACUGAUUCAGGAAAAAGAAAAGCAUUUGAAAAGACAGUGGUCAUGUGGAUGCCAGAUAGUGAAGUAAAGAGCUGUCGAUAUUGUGGUCGCUCAUUUAGCCUGACAAGACGUAGACACCAUUGUCGUCUCUGUGGUGGCAUCAUGUGUGAUAGAUGCUCACAUUUUCUUACUCAUGAUUAUGCAAAAAAGCUAACAAACCCAUCAUUCAGCUUUGAGGGAGGAAGGGACUCCGGUUUUCUGAAGCGUUCAGGAAGCAACUCUAGUCUAAAUUCCCUGUUCAGCACCGAGGGUGACCCACAUAUACGUGCCUGUGAAGACUGUAGAAAAUUGCUGGAGAGGCGUGAUCAACAAAUGGAACAGCGCAAUACAAAGUCCACCAUUGUCUUAUUAUAUGAGAAAAUGAAAUUCUGUAUUGGAGAAUGUGAAGGAAUGUUGGAGAAUUACUUACCAAUGGUUGAAUCUCUUAGUGCUGGAGAGUCAACUUACAGUUUAAGUACUGCCCAAAGACGAAGACAGGAGCUAGUGAAAAAAUAUGAAAUUAUUGAUCAAAUAAGCAAAAGAAUUGCCUUACUGGAUUCUAAUAAGGAAGAAGGACUUUCACCGAAGGAGGCUUUAUUACAGAAGUCUAUACGUGUGUAUGCCUCAAACUUUAUGCAGGAAAACAUGAUGGGACUGCAAAACUUGCCUUCUGAAGAACAGUAUCAAAAAUUACAACAGAAACAUACAGCUCAAGUUCAGAAACAGAUUGCUCUAGAACGGCAAGCUGUGCAACUGGCACAGGCCGAAGAGAAAAAACUUGCAGAAAAGGAGAAGUAUGGAUCGCCGAGUAAAGACGAGGACGGGCAUGAUAGAUCUAGUUCUCAAAAACACUCUAGAAAUAAAAGUGACGGCUGGAAGCCAACAGAACAUAAUGUAAGAGGGACAGAUGAGGAUCCUAUGUUGCAGCAAAUGGAAAUUAUUAGAGUUUAUAUUCAACAGGCAAAACAAGCCAAGAAAUGGGAUGAAGUAAAUAUGUUAGAACAGAAUCUGAGGGAUCUACAGAUGGAGUAUUCUAGUCAACAAAAACAGACCUGGUCCUAGAGUUGUGAUACAAGUAGCCAGGCCAAGGGGAAGUGCAUGUUUUUACUCUGUCUUUUUUAAUAGCUAUUGCAAGUCCAAAUAAAUUGGUGUGUGCUGGCAUAUCCAGUUUAUUUUUAAAGCAGAGAUGUAUGUUUCCUGUGUUUGGCUUUGGAGCUUUCUAUUGUUAUAGCGAUGCUUGCCAGAUGUUUGAUCAGGUAACAUACAGCAUUGUUGCAUUAAAUGUUACUACCUUAGCAGCCUCAUAUAAAAAGAAAUCUAGUCUCCAUUCAGUUUUAAAAGCUUAAAACAUUAAAUUUGAUUGUAGCUUAGUGCUUUAUAGCCUGCAUCUUAGGGUUGUUAUUCCUUUAAUUUUCCUUACUACUUACAUCAUAUAUAUUUAUAAUGAUAUAAUUAUACAUGAUUUGAUUGUUGUACAUUUUUGGUACUUUGGAUUAGCAGAAUUUUUAAUGCUGUAAAAUUUCAAAGUUUGAUUCAUCAGUGCUUUGAAGUCAGUGCUAGAUAUGACAUUUGAGCUGUGCCAUGAGAAAAUCAACAUUGUGGCUUUGCGACCAGCAUGGAUCCUGACCAGACUGUGCAGAUGCGCAUGCUGGUCUGGAUUCAUGCUGGUCACAAAGCCACUAUGUUGGUUUUCUAUUGGCGCAGCUCAUUUAUUGAUUUAUUUGAUCGAUCAUCGAGUCGUUAGUUCUAUCCCAGUGUGAGACAUAUUUUUUUUUUGACAAUUUCAUAAGUGAAAUUGUGUCUGAUGUCAAUUUGUCCUCCACCGCUGAUUCAUGUGUAGAAGUUGGCAGAUACUUUGUGAAAACGGGUCAGAACAAAAACAAGGACACUGAUUAGGUUAACUCCCCUACAUUACAUGACUAAAAUACUGUUGAAAAACAGCUUUAAACUGAAAACAAACGAACAAACGUGUCUAAUGUAUUGCAGUAACGCAUUUAAAGUUCAUAAGAUGCAUUUGUACUUCAUACUUAUGUAGUGCCAUUUUAAGGAGCUUUGUUUGUUUGUUUGGGGUUUAACGCCGUUUUUCAACAGUAUUUCAGUCAGGUAACGGCGGGCAGUUAACCUAACCAGUAUUCCUGGAUUCUGUACCAGUAAAAACCUGUUCUCCGCAAGUAACUGCCAACUUCCCCACAUGAAUCAAAGGUGGAGGACUAAUGAUUUCAGACACAAUGUCGUUUAUCAAAUAGUCACGGAGAACAUAGGCCACGCCCGAGGAUCGAAAUCGCGCCCCUGAGAUCCGUAGACCAACGCUCUUACCUACUGAUUUUAAGGAGCUCCUGUUCUAGUUAUUAUCAUACCUAAACAUUAUAUUGAGAAAUUUAUUCUUGCAGUUGUCCAUCAAAGCUUUACUUGUUUAAUGUAAUCAUUGUCACCUUUAUAAUGUAAUCACUGUAACGUAAAAUCACUGUGAGAAUGCCUUCGCUAAAAGUUGCAUACAUCUUUUUUUGCUGAUUUCUUUUCCCCUUUUAAAUGAAACAUGCCAACCAACUGUGUUAUGUAAAAACUCAUUUAGAAUUUAAGAAGAUGAAUUUGGAACAGUUUGAUGAUUUGUUUGAUAUUUAUGUGCUGAUGAUUACUUCAGAAAUUAGUACAAAAAUCACACACUAGAUAUAUAUAAAACAAAGGUCAGUUGAUAUUAUUAGAGUUUCGGAUAAAAUUACAACCAAUAGUACAUUUAAUUUAAUGUAUUUAUAAAAGAUAGAUAUAUACAUACCUAUGUGAUAGCAUAAUGCUUAAUUGCAGAUUUUUAUAUAUUUAUUGACAUUUUAUGUAUGUUGUUAUAUUAUGCAAUAAUUUAAUAUGUUAAUGUUUUCAAGGAAAGAUAACAUUAGUUUGAUACAUUAUAGCUUAUUUUAUUUUAAUUUUCUUACCUGGUGUGGUUGUAAGAUAUAAGCAAGACGUAAGCACUGACUGUGGUGUGAGAAAAGUUCAUACUUCAGCAGUGUUCAGAAUAGUUGUGAUUAGCAUAAGGUAGUUCUGCACGUUUGAAAAACAGGAAGUGAUGGUGUAACGUCAUUUAUUUGGGAAACAUACAGUAAAGCCUGGAUUCUGCGUGCGGAAAUGAAAAUUAUUUUAUGAAUUAAUGGCAACCUGUGAGUACAUUUAUUACAAUGGCACUGUUACUAUCUUUCCAAAGUUAAAAUAUGAUAUUAAAACAUCUUGACACGUUAAAUAAUUCAAAACAAUCUCAUAAGAUUAGCUUGAAAUGUGCGGUUCAUUUUAUAAUCAUUGUCAAAUAUCUAAAGAUUAAGCACACAGACAUAUACAUUUUAUUGUACCCCCUGACAACAAAGUUGAAAGGGGGGGUAUUCUGGUUUCAGGUUUUCUGUCUGUCCGUCCGUCCGUCCGUCUGUCCGUAGACACAAUCUUGUGCGCUCCAUCUCUCCUCAUCCCCUUGACACAAUUUAAUGAAACUUAACACAAAUGAUCAGUAACAACAGUAGUUGUGCAUGGGGCAUGUUAGGUUCUUUCAGAAAAAAAAAUUGCAGAGUUACGGGACUUUGUUCUUUGUUACUAUACUAUAUACAUAGACACAAUCUUGUGCGCUCCAUCUCUCCUAAUCCCCUUGUCACAAUUUAAUGAAACUUCACACAAGUGAUCAGUAACAACAGUAGUUGUGCAUGGGCAUGUUAGGUUCUUUCAGAAAAAAAAUUUGCAGAGUUACGGGACUUUGUUUUUUGUUACUAUACUAUAUACAUAGACACAAUCUUGUGCGCACCAUCUCUUCUUAUCCCCUUGACACAAUUUAAUGCAACUUCACACAAGUGAUCAGUAACAACAGUAGUUGUGCAUAGGGCAUGUUAGGUUCUUUCAACUACAAAAAUUGCAGAGUUAUGGGACUUUGUUUCUUGUUAACAUACUAUGUACAUACAGUCUGCAUAUGCAAUCUUGUGUGCGCCUAAUCUUCCGAACCCUUGCACAUGAUUUAAUGAAACUUCACACAAGUGAUCAGUACCAACCCUAGUUGUGCAUGGUGCAUGUUACGUUCUUUUAGAUAAAUAUUCUGCAUAGUUAUGGGACUUUGUUUUUUGUUACUAUACUGUAUACAUGGAGUCUGUAUACAUACAGUCCACAUAAUUACGCAAUCUUGUGUGUGUCAAAUUGCAAUGUACUGUGACAGUGCAUGAGCGGGGUACAUUCAUCACCUUCAGUGAUAGCUCUAGUUUCACCACAGUUUAAGCCAUAUGUUUAUUUACAAGUGUGAGAAGUUUCAUAAAAAUCUACUUCAUAGAAAAAUUUCUAUUGGCAAAAUUGUUAUGAAACAUGUGAUUUUCCCAUAGACUCCCAUUAUAAAAAAUGAGAUCCAAAUUUUUCAGAUCAGUUUAGCAAAAAAUCAAGCACAGUUUUUUUUAUUUGCUGA
Mercenaria mercenaria is the source of this 5132-nucleotide messenger RNA. Its product is annotated as rabenosyn-5-like. The coding region runs from base 293 to 1774 and encodes 493 amino acids. Gene Ontology annotation, molecular function: metal ion binding. NCBI's taxonomy places the organism in Eukaryota, Metazoa, Mollusca, Bivalvia, Venerida, Veneridae. The record is from RefSeq and is a predicted model, not a curated record. The transcript is spliced from 9 exons.